AGCCUGCACUGGAGCAGAGCUGCGACUGGGUGAAGGGCCAAGAGCACCGUCCAGAGAGCCACACCCCCUCUCCAGCCGAGGCAGGGCUACCAGCGCCAACACUCGCAGCGGCAGCAGGAACAAACCGCCCAUCCCAAGGCACUUUGAGAAAUUCAGGAUGCGGAUGUCUCUGGUCUCUGCCUGCCUCGCCCUGGGCCUGGCCCUCACCUUUGGUGAAGGGUCUGCCUCCUACCAGCACCAGUCUCCGGCGGCCAGCCUGGCCACAGACUUUGGAGUGAAGGUGUUUCAGCAGGUGGUGCAGGCCUCCAAGGACCGCAACGUGGUUUUCUCACCCUAUGGGGUGGCCUCAGUCCUGGCCAUGCUGCAGCUGACCACAGGAGGAGAAACCCGACGGCAGAUCCAAGAGGCGAUGCAAUUCAAGAUUGAAGAGAAGGGCAUGGCCCCUGCCCUCCACCGACUGUACAAGGAGCUCAUGGGGCCAUGGAACAAGGAUGAGAUCAGCACGGCCGAUGCCAUCUUCGUGCAGCGGGACCUAGAAUUGAUCCAUGGUUUCAUGCCCAACUUCUUCAGGCUGUUCCGUACCACGGUCAAGCAGGUUGACUUCUCUGAAGUGGAGAGAGCCAGGUUCAUCAUCAAUGACUGGGUGAAAAGACACACAAAAGGCAUGAUCAGCGACUUACUUGGUGAAGGGGCUGUGGACCAGCUGACACGCCUGGUCCUGGUGAACGCCCUCUACUUCAACGGCCAGUGGAAGAUGCCCUUCCCAGAGUCGAACACCCACCACCGCCUCUUCCACAAGUCCGACGGCAGCACCGUCUCUGUGCCCAUGAUGGCUCAGACCAACAAGUUCAACUACACUGAGUUUACCACCCCCGACGGCCAUUACUACGACAUCCUGGAAUUGCCCUACCACGGGAACACUCUCAGCAUGUUCAUUGCUGCCCCCUAUGAAAAAGAGGUGCCGCUCUCUGCCCUCACCAGCAUUCUGGAUGCUGAGCUCAUCAGCCAGUGGAAAGGGAAUAUGACCAGACUGACCCGCCUCCUGGUUCUGCCCAAGUUCUCCCUGGAGACUGAAAUUGACCUCAGGAGGCCGCUGGAGAACUUGGGAAUGACUGACAUGUUUAGGUCAAGCCAGGCGGACUUCUCCAGUCUUUCAGAUCAAGAGUCUCUGUACGUGUCGCAGGCGCUGCAGAAAGUGAAGAUCGAGGUGAAUGAGAGCGGCACGCUGGCGUCCUCCUCCACAGCCCUUAUAGUCUCAGCCCGAAUGGCCCCCGAGGAGAUCAUCAUGGACAGACCCUUCCUCUUCGUGGUGCGGCACAACCCCACAGGAACCGUCCUGUUCAUGGGCCAAGUGAUGGAACCCUGACCGUGGGGAAGGCAGCCCUCAUCUGGGACAGAACUGGAGAUGUCCAAGAGGAAGAAAGUCCAGAGCAAAGAAUUUUUAUUAAUUCAUUUUUCUGGAAAAAGAGAAGAUGUUUAUUUAUUUUUUUCUAUGGUAAAUUCUUUCGAAUCUGCCUCUUAGGCCUAACUUUGGGCUCUCUCAGGAGGGGCAAAGAGGACCUUUGAGUUAAACCCUCCAAUGGAGACCCUGGGAGAGACUGGGAGGCGUAACACCCAGCCGGCCUCCCAACUGGACUGCAGGACUCCCAGGACUGCUGGCCCAGCUGCUUCUGCCCAUCGCUCUGCCUGUUCGGGUCUUGGGUCUCGGAUCCCACCAAGGCCCUGGUAGGAUGGCACCACAAGGCUUACAUGAAGGAGCGUUUGUGUGCUCGCUAGAAUUGUGUGUUCCGGUCACGUUGCCGUCACUCUUGCACUGUCUGCCACUGCUGAGAAGGCGGGCAGCAGGCCCGAGAAGGCCAAGACGAGAAACACCCUUUCAUGCCAAGUUCCAUCCUCCCCCAGCUCCGAGGUUCGAGACCCACGCAGGCCUGGCUGCUCCCUCCCCAGGAAACCGUGUGCAUAUAUUAUUUUGGAGUGUAGGUGACUUGUUUACUCAGAGAAGCAGGUUUCUGCUUCACACACACUUUAUGUUGCAGAAACAGAAGGAGAGAGACGAGGUGUGUGCCUGGUCUUGGUUCCCGUCUCCUGGUGGGGAGGGGGAGAUGCCAGGGGUGUGCCCGAAUAUUUAUCGCAUCCUUGUCCUUGUGCGCUUGGGAGAGAGAAAGGUCUACUGAGAAGGCACGUUGUUUAACGUGUUCACCGUGUUCCCUCCGGGGGUCUGUGUCACUGCAUCUCAGGGGAGGCCUCUUGAGUGUCCCUCCCCUCGCCCAGGUGGCAAGCCUCCCGGCGCUCACACUGCCACCUGGUGGUGGCCCAAUGCCCCCGCGCCUCUCCUUUCCCGGAUUUUCCACCCGAUGGAGCCACGUCCCUGGCGGGACCAUCCAACUUCGGCUCACUUUCAGAGAGCGAAAGGAUGUGGCGGGUGAAGGGAGAUGGAGUGGUUUCAAAAUUUUCCAAUAUAUUUAGGCGCAGGAGUGCAAGGGGCUCCACGACCUAGCAGGACAGAACUUUCCCCAAUUACAGGGUGACUCACAGCCGCGCUGGUGACUCACUCCAAUGUGUCAUUUCCGGCUGCUGUCUGUGAGCGGUGGACACGUGAGAGAGAGAGAAAGAGACAGCCUGCUCGGGCUCAAUUACCUCCGGCAGAUAAUCUUUCUGAAAGCCAGCUAGCUGAGGGGGUACAGAGAGAGGACCGACUGAUUGAAGAAUUGCACAUAGAUGUCGAAUGAAUGUAACCUAAUACAACCCUAAUCAUCCUGCUGUGCCCUUCAGUGAAGAAUCUUCCUUCUUUGUGCGUAUGUUGGUUUUUUUUUUUCUUUUUUCAUGAUGCACUGGACAGUGACAGCCACACUCAGUACCCCCACUUGUGGGGUCCAUGGCUCUUGAAAUUGCUUUUUCACUUUUGAUAUAGAAGCAAGUAAAAAAAAAUGUUUUUUAAAAAAAAUAAUAAGUAAAUAAAAAGAAUAUUCCAAAAUA
This is a messenger RNA of Cervus elaphus (red deer), 2976 nucleotides long. RefSeq names its product serpin family E member 1 (gene SERPINE1). The transcript has 9 exons. Gene Ontology annotation, molecular function: serine-type endopeptidase inhibitor activity. The record is from RefSeq and is a predicted model, not a curated record. Bases 158 to 1366 code for a protein of 402 amino acids. Lineage: Eukaryota; Metazoa; Chordata; Mammalia; Artiodactyla; Cervidae. Gene Ontology annotation, biological process: negative regulation of plasminogen activation; negative regulation of endopeptidase activity; negative regulation of vascular wound healing.